Messenger RNA from Osmia bicornis bicornis, 1741 nucleotides. RefSeq names its product small glutamine-rich tetratricopeptide repeat-containing protein alpha-like. Gene Ontology annotation, cellular component: TRC complex; membrane. NCBI's taxonomy places the organism in Eukaryota, Metazoa, Arthropoda, Insecta, Hymenoptera, Megachilidae. Gene Ontology annotation, molecular function: protein binding; molecular adaptor activity. Gene Ontology annotation, biological process: post-translational protein targeting to endoplasmic reticulum membrane. Bases 344 to 1240 code for a protein of 298 amino acids. The record is from RefSeq and is a predicted model, not a curated record. The transcript has 4 exons.
AUUCUAUUUAGUAUCGGGUAAAUUGCGUCAGCGCAGUUCCGAUGGAACGAUUGCAGUUUAAUUUGUUCAUUAUUCCGAAGAAAAUUCAAGAAACGAAUAGAUGAUAUAAAAUUAUCACGUAAAAAUAUCGGUAAUUAAAUCUUGUGAUUGCAAGUAUUUCGAGGUGUGCGUAAUAUAUCGUUGUAUUAAAUCUGUACAGUCGAGAAUACACGAAGCUCGAAGGUUUUACUUCUUCACGAAGUGGACAGAAGUGGAAGCCAUUGAAAUACACUGAAUCCUCCGUCAUUAUUACACGACACUACAUAAAAGUUUCAAGAGAUAUUGCGACUCUUUUAAGACAGUGAUGGCUGUCAAAGGACUAGUUGCAGCAAUUGUUCAGUUUUUAACCCAGCAGUUAAAGGAUGGUGAUAUUACAGCAGAUUCUCGGGAGAGUCUUGAAGUGGCAAUACAGUGUUUAGAGAGUGCUUAUAAUGUCCAAGCAUCUGAUGCUCCAGGAAAUUUGAAUUUAUAUGAAGUAUAUAAGUCUGCUAUAGAAAAUGCGAAACCUCAGGUUCCAGAAGCUACUCCUGAAGCAAAAGCUGAAGCUGAGAGAUUAAAGAAUGAAGGAAAUGCUCUCAUGAAAGCUGAAAAACACCAUGAAGCACUUGCUAAUUAUACAAAAGCUAUUCAAUUAGAUGGCCGUAAUGCUGUAUAUUAUUGUAACCGUGCUGCAGCAUAUAGUAAAAUUGGCAAUCACCAGCAAGCAAUUAAAGAUUGUCAUAAUGCAUUGUCUAUUGAUCCUUUUUACAGUAAAGCAUAUGGUCGAUUAGGUUUAGCAUACUCUAGCUUGGACAGACAUAAAGAAGCUAAAGAAAGCUACCAAAAAGCUUUGAACAUGGAACCUGAUAAUGAAAGCUAUAAAAAUAAUUUACAAGUAGCAGAAGAAAAACUGGCUCAGCAAGGCAUGAGCAAUAUGGGAUUGGGUGGAGGUGUGUUUCCAGGUAUGGAUUUUAGUUCGCUUUUGAGUAAUCCUGCUCUUAUGAAUAUAGUACGUCAAAUGUUGUCUGAUCAAGCCCUUCAAAACAUGGUGGGCAAUUUCAUAAGUGAGAAUGCAGAACAAGGAGUGCGCAUGGAUGCCCUUUUGGAAGCUGGUCAUCAAUUUGCACAUCAGUUGCAAAAUACUAACCCCGAGUUGAUCGAAUCUUUAAGACGGCAAAUGGGAGGCAAUCCGAAUGACCCGGAUCCACCACAGCAAAAUUAAACAAUCUGUGAUUGAGUAAUGUUAUCAAAAUUUGAAAAAAAAAAAAAGUGAAACAAUUGAAAUACAACUUUAAUUCAAAUAUACAAUAGUUAUGGGACAGUGUUUACUAUUUUUUUUUAUAACUGUGACUCAAAUUAAUUUGAAGUAUCACUGUCUUAAAAUUAUAUUCAUAUAUAAAUAUAUAAACUAUAGAAAUUUUCCUAUAAUUUAAUUAUGAAAUAAGAUAUAUAACAACUUGUUCUUUUGACUAUGUUGGCAUUAUUUAAUAUGCGAAAAUCAAGUGAUAAAUAUCAGAACAUGGGGAAUAUUUUGCGAAUAGGAUAUUUGAAUGUAUAUUUACUGCUGUUGCUUAUGUCAUCAAUCUAUUUCACUCCUUAUUGAGUUGUACAGUCUAACAUGCAUCUGCUUACUUUAACAAUUAUUUCUGUAUGAUAAAAUAUAUGCUGAAAUCAUGUAUUGAAAAAUCAAGAAAUUAAAGAAAGACUUGCGUUUUUUAUCAAA